This is a messenger RNA of Triticum urartu, 3817 nucleotides long. The record is from RefSeq and is a predicted model, not a curated record. NCBI's taxonomy places the organism in Eukaryota, Viridiplantae, Streptophyta, Magnoliopsida, Poales, Poaceae.
AGCACCUGCUGCUGCCACAACCAGCUACUCUGCCUCCUGCGGCUGCUACACCUCCAUGCAGGUGAGACGCUCCAGAGGAGAAGCAUAGCUGCUGCGCAUUGAGGCGGCGUGCCGGAGGAGGAGGUCAGCUGCUGCUCCCGGAUGCGACACGUCGGAUGAGGAUCUGAGCUGCUGCUCCUGGAGGCGACGCACUAGAUCAUCAACCCAUCUUCUCCACGCCCUCACCGCCACCCUGACCCCAAGAUCUUCUCGACAUUGGUGUCGUCCAUCCAUCUCAGAGAAAAAUUAACCAGCAACAAUGGCGAUGGUGUUGGAUGCAUUUGCGUCCUACCUGGUGGACAUGCUCACGCAGGCAGCAAGAGAUGAGGUGAAGACGAUGUUGGGCGUCUCCGGCGAGAUUGACAAGAUGGGAGAGAAGCUUCGGGACCUCAAGAAUUUCAUGGUCGAUGCUGAUAGGAGGAACAUCACUGAUGAAACUGUUCGAGAGUGGGUUGGGCAGCUCAAGCGUGCUAUGUACGAAGCUACUGACAUCCUUGACCUCUGCCAGCUCAAGGCCAUGGAGCAUGGAUCAUCCUCGGUUAAUGCAGGGUGUUUCAAUCCCUUGCUUUUCUGCAUGCGAAACCCCUUUCAUGCUCGUGAGAUCGGCACCCGCAUCAAGGCGCUGAACCAGAGGCUUGAUGACGUCAAGGAACGCAGCGUUGCUUUGAACUUCAUCAAUCUCGGGUCCUACGGGGAUCAUAACAGCAACGCCCAUGCCUCUCGCCAUGGUAAUCCAAGCCGGGAGACAGUAGGGGACUUUGACCGGUCGGCUAUUGUUGGAGACAAGAUUGAAGAAGACACAAGAGCACUGGUGGCCCAGAUCAUGCAGACGGGAAAGGAUGUCAACAAUGACAUCAUAGUGGUCGCUAUCGUAGGUGUUGGUGGGAUCGGCAAGACCACCCUCGCCCAGAAGGUCUUCAAUGAUGAUGCCAUCCAAGGCGGGUUCAGCAAAAAGAUAUGGUUGAGCGUGAACCAAAAUUUCAGUGAGGUUGAGCUGCUGAGAAGAGCCAUCAUCGCUGCCGGUGGAAAUGCCGAGCUGGCUGGAAAUGCAAAGGACGCGCUUCACCGAGCCCUAGUGCAGGCCUUGAAGGACCACAAGACCUUGCUGGUAAUGGACGAUGUGUGGGACAAAGGAGCUUGGGAGGGUGUGCUCAAAAUACCCUUAGCCAAUGCUGCGGCUUCAGGUAGCCGUGUGCUCAUCACAACUAGAGAAGGACGCGUCGCCCAAGGGAUGACAGCUAUACAGCCCUACUACCAUGUUGACACAUUAGCACCUGAUGACGCUUGGUCAUUGCUCAAGAAGCAGGUACACUCAAGUGAGAUAGAUGAAGACCACAUCAAUAUGCUAAAGGAUAUCGGACUGAAAAUUAUACAAAAAUGUGGUUUCUUACCAGUUGCCAUUAAAGUAAUGGGAGGACUCUUGCGUGAAAGAGGGGGGCUACGGCAUGACUGGCAGCAGGUUUUGGAUGAUUCUAAAUGGUCAACAACUAAAAUGCCCGAUGAGCUCAACCACACGGUAUACUUAAGCUAUGUAUAUAUGCCUUCCUACCUGAAGCAGUGCUUUCUGUACUACUCUCUUCUUCCUAAAAGUAGAAUUUUUACUAUGGAUGAAGUUGUUGCAAUGUGGAUUAGUGAAGGAUUUAUUCAUGGAAAUUCUAAUGAUUUAGAAGAAUUGGGAACAAAUUACUACAAGGAGUUGAUAUCUAGGAACCUUAUAGAGCCAGAUAAAGCGUAUGCUCAUAUAUGGGUUUGCAGCAUGCAUGAUGUUGUUCGCUCAUUUGCUCAGUAUAUGACUAAAGAUGAAGCACUCGUGGCUCAAGAUGGAGACAAUGAUAUUCUUUCUAAACUUAGUUCACAAAACUUUCUUCGGUUGUCCAUAGAAGCUAACCAAUCACAAUCAGGUGAACUUGAUUCAAAAUCUCUACAGGUGCAGAAAUCAAUGAGAACAUUGAUCUCAACUAUCCAGAUUAAGAUGAAGCCUGGUGAUUUAUUGGCUACUUUUUCUAGUUUGCGGACUCUGCAUAUGGAAUCUUCAGAUAUGGCUGUAUUGCUGGAAUUGUUGCAUCAACUCAAGCACCUGAGGUAUCUAACACUAGUAAAUGCGGAUAUAUCUGUACUUCCAGGAAACAUUGGCAAGAUGAAACUGUUGCAAUUCCUUGACCUUCGUGGAUGUACAAGAUUGGUGAAUCUUCCUGAUAGCAUUGUGAAGCUUGGCCAGUUGAGGUUCCUUUCACUUCCCGAAGCAUGUAUGGUACCUAGAGGGUUUAGUGGUCUGACAAAUAUGAGGAGACUACGUAUGUUUCGAGCCCACAUGGAUGGUGAUUGGUGCAGUUUGGAUGAGUUGGGUCCUGUUUCCCAACUCAGACUUCUUGGAUUAACUGAAUUAGAGAAUGUAUCUGCUACCUCGUUUGCUGCUAAUGCUAGGCUCAGCGAGAAGAUGCAUCUUAUCAGGCUACUCCUGCACUGCACCAGUAGAUUGGGAGAUGAUGUGUUGGUCAAAGAGAAGGAUGGUGUCUCUGAGGAAGAGCAACAACGAAUUGAGAAGGUUUACGAUAAGCUCUACCCUCCACCUGGUGUAGAAGUUCUUCAAAUCAAGGGGUAUUUUGGCCGGCAACUCCCGAGCUGGAUGAUGUCCACAUCAGUGGUGCCCCUCAACAACUUGAAGACUAUAUUGUUUCAUGAUCUGGCUUGUUGCGCACAACUUCCCAAUGGGUUGUGCCAGCUCCCCGGUCUGGAGGUUCUACAGGUCUCUCGUGCUCCAUGCAUCAAACAUGUGGGGACUGGAUUCUUGCAUGCGGCAACAGCUUCAUUUCCAAGGUUAAAUGAAAUGAUCUUGUAUGGAAUGGUGGAAUGGGAGGAGUGGGAGUGGGAGGAGAAAGUAAAAGCCAUGCGCCGUUUGAAGAAGCUUGUGCUCAAAAAAUGCAGACUGAGGCAUGUUCCUCCAGGCCUUGCAUCCAAUGCAAGCUCAUUGAAAAUAUUAUGUCUACAACAUGUCAAGUACCUCAGCUACAUUGAGAGCUUUCCUUCUGUUGUUGAGCUUACAGUGAAUGGAUGCCCUGACCUGGAGAGGAUCACCAAUUUCCCCAAUCUGCAGAUGCUUACCAUCGUGAACUGCCCAAAGUUGAAGGUGCUGGAGCAGAUUGCUUCACUCGAGAGGCUGAUCCUGGAGGAUUACACCAUGUUAAAACUCCCAGAAUACAUGCGAGACAUAAAGCCAAGGCAUUUCCAGCUAUUCUGCAGGCUAUGGUUGCUCUCUUCGAUAGCCGCGGGACAAUCUGGCACUGAGUGGGACAAGUUCAGCCAAGCGGAGCAUGUCAAGGCAUAUGCACGUGAUGGAGACAACUCAAGAAAAUGGUAUGUUUUGUACACGAGAGGAGACAACUGCAAGUUGGAUUCAAAUAUUAGCAGCUCUACCAUAUUUGAAGAAACCUUAUCAUCUUCUAUGGUGGAUGCACAAGGAUUUGACUCUCUGUACAAAAUGAGAAGUACCUUCAGUUACGUCUGCAACUUGGUGAGGAUCCCAUUUUUGGAAGAUAUGAUGGCAAGGGACCACACCUUUGUUGAUGGGAGAUUCCUGUCUUUGCAAGAUAGAGUAGCUGUCGCUCUGAGGGUACUGAACAACAGUAGCACGACCUCAUCAGCAAUUUCCACAUAGGUUUGGAAGUUGGAACAAAUCAAAAACUGCAUCGCCUGGAUGAACAAGGCAAUUUGAUGGUGUGAGGGUACAUCCUGUUUGAAGACAUGCCGGUUGAUGUUUGCGCUCAAGAUCUUGUCCGCA